Molecule: messenger RNA, 1225 nt
Organism: Lactuca sativa (garden lettuce)
Lineage: Eukaryota; Viridiplantae; Streptophyta; Magnoliopsida; Asterales; Asteraceae
Product: PHD finger protein ALFIN-LIKE 1
Biological process (GO): regulation of DNA-templated transcription
Cellular component (GO): nucleus
Molecular function (GO): transcription coregulator activity; transcription cis-regulatory region binding; histone binding
Source: RefSeq, a predicted model, not a curated record
AAUCGGACGGCUGUAGUUUCAUCGAAUCCGUAAAAAAGGUCAAAAUUCCUUCGGAGGAUAGCCAGUUCUUCCCCCUUUCAGCCUCCCAUAUCUUUCUCUCUCUCUUCUCGUCGGGCAAAUGCAUCUGACAAACUGUGUGAUCCCUUCCUACUGAACCUCCAAAUUCAUCCAUGGCGAAACAACAUCAACCGUUGAUUCGUCUCUGAUUCGUUCUCCUCACUCGAUCCGUCUCCAGUUUCUUAGAUCUGAAAAGCUUUUUUAUUUACUAUUUAUGGAAAUGGCUGCAAUUUCUUCAAGCCCCCGCACCGUUGAGGAGAUCUUCAAGGAUUACAGCGCUCGUCGCUCCGGCAUCGUCCGAGCUCUCACUUACGACGUCGAUGAAUUUUACGCAACCUGCGAUCCAGAGAAGGAGAAUCUUUGUCUAUAUGGACAUCCAAAUGAAACAUGGGAAGUAACAUUGCCAGCAGAAGAAGUCCCUCCAGAACUUCCAGAACCAGCUUUAGGGAUUAAUUUUGCAAGAGAUGGAAUGCAAAGAAGAGAUUGGCUUUCAUUGGUGGCUGUUCAUACCGAUUCUUGGUUGUUGGCAGUAGCUUUCUACUUUGGUGCUCGUUUGAAUAGGAAUGAAAGGAAGCGUCUGUUCAGCUUGAUAAAUGACCUGCCGACUGUGUUUGAAGUCGUAACGGAGCGUAAACAUGUGAAAGACAAGCCGAAUGUCGACAACGGGAACAAAUCAAGAUCCAGCACAAAGAGGUCGAAUGAUGGACAAGUGAAAAGCACACCGAGGGCAUACGACGAAAGCUACGCAGAAGAUGAAGACGAACACGGUGAAACUCUGUGUGGAAGCUGCGGGGGAAACUACAGUGGGGAUGAGUUUUGGAUCGGGUGUGACAUAUGUGAAAGGUGGUAUCAUGGCAAAUGUGUCAAAAUUACCCCUGCAAAAGCUGAAAGCAUUAAGCAGUAUAAAUGCCCUUCUUGCAGCACUAAAAAGGGUCGCCCCUAAACACCAAUCUAUCCACAUGUCGCGUAUCUAUUGGCUAGUAGGCUUCUUCCUCUCUCUCUCUCUCUCUCUCUCUCUCUCUCUUGUCUUUUAUCCUUCCUAUAACAUUUUAUAUAGGUGGUUUGAUGGUUAUUAAAGAGACUUUGAUGACUUGUUUUUAGGAUUUAUGGCUUCUUUCCGAGGAUUGUAAGUUUAUCAGGUUGUUAGUGAUACCUGUUUGUUAUUUUA